UAUCGGUCUAGCGUUUACAACACAACUGCUGCGAUAGUGCGAUCAGUAAUCGGGUUUCGACUGAAACUUUGAAUAGCGAUAACGAGUAAAUCGAAACUAAUCGAACUAACAACAAUAAUAAUAGUCUAAUAGUUAGACUAUAAUUUAUAGUUAUAAGAAGUGACGGAAGUGACUAAUAGUUACCUAUUAGCUAAUAUCUAGCGAUUAAAUUUUUAAAAUCUAUAACGCAAUACGCCCGAACUGUUGCAAUUUUAAAAGUGACUGCACUCACCACGCCCGUCUGUGCUUAAAAUUUACUGCGAACAAAUACUAGCCAGUGUGUCAAGUAUACGUCAUGGAUUCGGGUGGCAUAGAAUUUUUAUCCCAAAUUCAAGAAGGACAACUGUACAAGUACACAAAUGUAGUUAAAGGAUGGCAACACAGAUGGUUUAUAGUGGACCCAAGAGAAGGAACACUGAGUUACUUUUUGAGUGAAAAUGAUACAAAACAACAACCACGGGGAUUUAUUUUUUUGGAAUCCGCUGUUGUAUCUCCAAGUGAUGAAGAUUCAAAUACAUUUUCUGUGAACUCUUGGAAUGGCGAAUGUUAUAAGUUAAGGGCUGUUGAUGCACGAGCUAGACAAGAUUGGGUGAAUCGUUUGAGAGCUGCUGCAGAGUUUCAUUCCCAAAAAAACGUACAAAAAUAUUCACGAACAAAUUAUGUGUAUGAUUUUUGCCCAAGUGGGGUUAAAAGAUCUUUGGCCAAUGCACGACAGUAUUUAUCUCAGGCUGAAAAUAAUUUUAUUGACAUGGCUCGAGUCAUAGAGAAGCUACCAUCUCAAGGUCCACGCUUAAGGAAUACUGAUCCCGACUUGUUAAUAAUAAAGGCAACAUCGCAGUCAAUGAUGUGUGCAUUAGAAAACUGUUAUAAGAUUCUACAACAUUCAAGCAUCGAACAACCAAUCAUUCGAACUUAUUCAUUUUUGAAUUCCAAACAAUCUUCCUCAUCAUCACAUUCUAAAAGAAAAUCCCACACAACAAGUACUUAACUAAUAAGUAAUAAAUUGGCAUCAUGUUUCUCUCUUAUUUUUAUACCGUGAUUUAUGUAUAUUCCAUUGAUUAUAUUUGAUUAUUUAUAACAGUAUUGAAUUUUUAAAAACUUGUUGUUAUUUAUGGAUAUUUUUUUUCUAUUUUUAUGUACCUUCAUUUUAUUGUAUUAUUAUAUAACAUAUUUAAUCAUUCACAAAUUUAUAAUAAGUUUUUUAAUUCUAGAGACAGGAGGUAUAAUAGUUUAGUUACUGAAAUCUCUAUAAAAUGAAUCAAAAGUUUCAACAGUUUUUGAUUAAAUAUAAAAUAUAAUUGUAUGUUAUAAUAAUAUAUUAUUAAGGAUUAUAAAAUUAGACUUAAUCGGUUGGUUCGUUUUGUACACUACAUUCCGGUUUUUUAAACUAUUAUUGCAGGUAGACUAUUUUACUCUAUGAUCUAAAGCUUCUUCAUUUUUAUUCUAUCGAGGGUACUAUUACUUUUAGAGCUUCUUAUUGUAUUUUUAGUUAAAUCAGCCUAUUAGUUUAUAUUAUCAUCUUUAUUUCAAACUUUUCAAGGGAGUAAAGAAGCAAUUAAUAUAAUGAUAUAUUUAUUUUAUUUUUAUAAGAAAAACUACUAUGGUUUUUGAAAAUGUAUCAGCGAAUGUAUGUAGCAUAUCAUUUUAAUAAUAACAAAUUUAGUAUUAGUUUAAUAUAUUUUGUAAGUGUUAUGGAAACAAUGAAAUCACAAUGUAUUAAAUAUUAUAUUAAAUAGUAAGAACUGAGAUUAUGAUCAUAAACAUAAAACAAUUAUGUGUUAGUUUAUAUAAAAUAAAAUUAUGUUAUAUAUUUACAAAUAAACUGUUUUACAAUGGUAUAUAUUUUGAUAUUUACAAAAUAUUGAAUGAAAUUAAAAUAUAAUUUGUACUUUAACCUAACUGAUGAGAUAUAUACACUUUUAAGGUACAAACCCAUAAUUUUAUUUGUAUUUCACAAUCAUUAUAUUAUUGUUGCAUAUCUGUGUCAGUAAUGUUAAGGCACAUAAUGUCAUAACUACUGAAUAUUGUUUAUGUCCAAUGUAUAUUUCUAAAAUUUCACGAAAAAAAAUUGUGUUAUAAUUAUUUUUUAAUAUAAUAGAUAUAAUAGAUGUUUAAUAUAAAUUAGGUAAUUCAUUAGAUGAUCUAAUAUUGAUAUGAAAUCACUAUGACCAACUAAUUAAGAUAGGUAACUUUCAUGCAUUUUAAACAACAAAAUGAUUUACAGUUUUUUUAUAUUUUAACAUAGUUCCAUCAACAUUUAUAAAAAAAAAAGUGAAUAUGUAUUAUCGAUACAUUUUAAUUGUAGUGGGGAAAACUUAUAACAGGAACGCAUUGUAUUCAAGAUCUUUAUGUGCAGACAAACCUUUUACUUUAACAAUUUUCUACUAUAUCUAUACAUUUAUACUUUUAUAAGUCAACGUACAAGAAGUAUUCAUAUAAGAAAAUAAUAGAAACAAAUAAAAUAAUUUGAAAUUUACUUACAUAGUUUGUUUAUUACUUAACUGUAUAUCAGCACACUGUCAGGGAACACUAUACUUAUAUAUUAUUAAAGAAAAACACAAUACUAUACUUCAAGUUCUUAAUCUAUCUAAUCUAUUUAAAUUUAAAAGUCCAAUUUUUAUAUUUUUUUAUUCUAACCUUUUUACAUUUCAAUACAUAAAUUAAUUCUUGUAUUAAUUGAUACUAGCAUAAUAAUUGUUUUUAAAAAUAUGAUAAAUAAAUGAUUUUACAAUUAAUAGACUUGAUCAAAUUAAUUUAUUAAUGUAUACAAAUUUUAAGUCUGUAUGUAAAAACAUAAUAUUAUAGUGUAAAAUAAAAUUAGAAAUUUAAAAUUAGCAAUCCUUUAAUCAAUAAUAGAAUUCAUUUAUGUACCAAUUAAAAUGUAAAAAAGUUGGAAUAAAAAAAAUUCAGAUAUAAA
Messenger RNA from Rhopalosiphum padi (bird cherry-oat aphid), 2956 nucleotides. Its product is annotated as oxysterol-binding protein-related protein 11-like. The record is from RefSeq and is a predicted model, not a curated record. Lineage: Eukaryota; Metazoa; Arthropoda; Insecta; Hemiptera; Aphididae. The transcript has 5 exons. Bases 335 to 1027 code for a protein of 230 amino acids.